UCCGGAGUAUUUGCGUCGCGCCGUGUGACGUUCUCCCUCCUCACCUCCGCCGCUGCCUUCUUUUUCCCCGUAUUCUCUCGCAUCGGCGCCGAUAGAAACAGGCGCGGCAGCGAGGGAGGGAGGAAGGAAGGAAGCAGGCGAGCAGGCGAGGCGAAGGCAGACGACCAACGCCGCUCUCCAUUGCUGUUCUUCUCGCGGAGCCUCCUCUCACCUGUGUAGCAGUCCAUGGCGGCGGCGGCGGCGGAGACUUCGGAGGCCGGGAUCGCGCUCGCGGAGGCCAACAUCAACUGGGAGAGGUUGGACAAGACAAGGUUUCAUGUGAUUGGAGCUAUCCUAUUUACAGUCCAGCAAGGUACUCUGCACCCAACAGCCGUUGUGAAGACAAGGAUGCAGGUUGCUGAAGGAGGGCUUGCACAUAUGUCUGGAUUUUCCGUUUUUAGGAGGAUAUUGAGAAGCGAUGGCAUUCCUGGUAUUUUCAGAGGCUUUGGCACCGCUGCAAUUGGAGCUCUACCUGGGCGAGUCUUAGCUCUUACUUCACUGGAGGUCUCCAAAGAAAUGGCAUUUAAAUACUCCGAACAUUUUGAUAUGUCAGAGGCAUCAAGGAUUGCUGUAGCCAAUGGCGUGGCAGGCUUGGUGUCAAGUAUCUUUUCUAGCUCGUAUUUUGUGCCUCUCGAUGUGAUUUGCCAAAGGCUCAUGGUCCAAGGUUUGCCAGGGAUGGCUACGUAUAGAGGCCCAUUUGAUGUGAUAAAUAAGGUUGUCAGAACUGAAGGGCUCCGGGGACUUUACCGAGGUUUUGGAAUCACCAUGUUGACUCAAUCACCAGCUUCUGCCCUUUGGUGGAGUGCGUAUGGUGGUGCUCAACAUGCUAUUUGGAGGAACUUGGGUUAUGGAAAUGAUUCACAAACGAAACCAUCUCAAUCAGAGCUUGUUGCUGUCCAAGCAACAGCAGGAACAAUUGCUGGUGCUUGCUCGUCGAUUAUCACCACGCCAAUAGAUACCAUUAAGACACGGCUUCAGGUCAUGGACAACUACGGUAGUGGCAGGCCAUCUGUCAUGAAAACUACCAGGUUGCUGCUAGACGAAGAUGGGUGGAGGGGCUUUUAUAGAGGGUUUGGACCGAGGUUUCUCAACAUGUCUCUCUGGGGUACAUCAAUGAUCGUAACAUACGAGCUCAUAAAGAGGCUGUCGGUGAAGCAGGAAUGACACGGUUUUGGCUUCUCUUCCAAGUAGGUGGUUAAAUCUUGAAGACUAUCCUUAUUUACACUGGCAAGGAUUGUCGAGUAUCACACGGAGUAGGAAGUUCCUGAUGCAAAUCUCCCGCUUAGUUGCGUAGCACGUCCGAAUGAAACUUAAGAUGUAAAUAUCUGUGCUAAAGGUGUUCUUUUCAGAGUGUAGUAGCCGGCCUUUUCAGGAUGUUAUAUCCUUAGGCCGAGAGGCAUGUUCUGGCUAAUGGAGCACCUUAUAGAUGUACCUGUACGUGGUUCAGCAAAAUUUUGGCAACAAAUUUUGUAUCAUUCGAUUCCAGAAUGAGUUGUCUAGUUGGCGGCAUUGCCCUGCACUCCUGCUUAGGAUCCAUGCUUUUGCCCCCUCUUCCUGGAAGAUGGUUUGCAUCCGUCUUAGAAUCUCAUAAGAUCAGUUGGUUUGUUAUUAUUAGUGUAUUCUGUGCUGGAGUGUUUGUGUAGCCAAGGUCUUGAUUUGGAAAACGGGUGGUUAUAGUAAUAUACAAUAUCAUUUGAUCAUUAAUGUAAGGAACUUUUUGGGCAGUGAAUAACUAAGUCCACGGCUUAGAUA
Molecule: messenger RNA, 1791 nt
Organism: Phragmites australis (common reed)
Lineage: Eukaryota; Viridiplantae; Streptophyta; Magnoliopsida; Poales; Poaceae
Exons: 6
Coding region: 226-1203 (325 amino acids)
Source: RefSeq, a predicted model, not a curated record